UCUGCCCCCCCCCCACCUCUGGCCUGCACCCCGGUUCUUGUAUGCAUAAAUAAAUAAACGCAUAAAUAAAUAAAAAGGAAAUGGCUUUGACUUCAAAAUUUUCUUCAGAUACACGUGUUUCGCACCCCAGCUCUACCGUAUUUGGGGCUUAAGUGCCUUCUCUUCAACCCUCCGCCCCCUUUAUUCUUAACGUCAUGAUUCCUUAAUGCCGCGUCGUCAUUCCGUGGCAUAAAUUCUUCAAUGCUGAGGAGAUGCCAGCGUUUGAUAAUCCAUCUUGUGCUAAAUUGUUGAUGAAGGUGGCCCAAUGAAAGAAGAAAAUGAAAGGCAUUAAGAAAAAUAUGACAGAAGAAUACCUAUACUUGGAUUUUUCUCACAUAAUUGAAGGAUGUGUUUUUCCUCUUCAUACAUCUGUGACUUUAUUUUUGUUAUCAUACUGUGACUGCAAAAUCUUUAAAGUUUGCCUAGUUCUCACCAAGGAAAAUACAGAUAUUUCACUACUUAAAAAUGUAUUGUCCCAAAAUGUAGAAAUAAAGAUUAUUUCAAGGCAAGAGCUCCCACCAAUAGUCCAGAACUGCUGUUUACCAGCAGUAGUAGAAAGACCAGACAAUUUUUGUAGAGCAGGACUUGCUGUUAUACUAAGACACAUCAUCCAAAAAUCAUACGAAGCAGACCCCUCAAAGAAGGAAAUCUUGGGACUUCUGGGUUUUAAGAAGACUUGCCUGAAAGCCUGUGCUGAAGUAAGUCAGUGGACCAGAUUAUGUGAGCUCACCAUCCCUUCAGCUAUUGAGAAUUUUCUCAAAGACUCUUCUGGCCAGCACCCAGCCAUUCCUGCAGAAAUAAUGCUGCUGGAGAAUAAGCUUGGUGAGCCCGUCAGAGUCCAUAAUGAUGACAAACUCCGUCGGCAAAAGCUGAAGCAACAGAAGGCUGCAGGAGUUGAUCCUUCCCUGCCUAAGGGAAAAUCAAAGAGUGAGCCCCAGAAACAGGAAACUUGGGAUGAGGUGGACUCGUCAUCCCAGAGCCUGGAGUUGCAAAUGGCAUUCUCCAAGCUCACCGUGCAUGAGGGGCCAGCUGCUACACACAGGGAGCCAGCCCACAUCAGAAAGGCGAGCACCGCAGCCCUCCCGCCCCUGGAGCACGUGUUUGCAGAAGGCCUCUACUUCACUCUGGCAGAUAUAGUGCUCCUGCCCUGUAUCCAUCAGUUCCUGGUAAUUAUCUGCAAGAAUCUUUCUGAAAAAUUGAUAGAAUUUCCACUGCUGGUUGCUUGGUACCGGAGGAUUCAGGAAGUUCCAAGAGUGAAAAGAGCAGCUUCUCAGUGUGGCAUCCACUUUCUGCACUUGCCGGAAUCACAGACCACCUCCAGGGAGCAGCAGCCAAAUGCAACUGAGGCCCCGGGCGUGGAGGAGCAAAAUGAUCCUUCAUUUGUAGGCGGACCCAGGCCCACAAUGACCAAGCUAAUGGAAAAAGGCAUUGAAGUGAUGUUCUCUCCCCACCCUUGCCCUGCUUGGACCCUCGAUUGGAACAAACUUCCUGCAGCAGUGAGCCCAAAAGAAGGUAAAAUGUCCAGUGAUCGAGCUUUGAGGAAGCAGCAACAAUUAAACAACCUGGUUUAUGUGGUGACAAAUCAGGCCAAACCUGGUGACCGAAUUGUGGAUUUCUGCAGUGGUGGGGGCCACGUUGGGAUCGUCCUCGCGCACAUGCUGCCCUCAUGCCAGGUUACGUUAAUAGAAAACAAGGAAUUAUCAUUAAUUCGUGCUAAGAAGAGAAGUGAUGAACUAGGUUUAAGCAACAUUUGGUUCAUUCAAGCAAAUAUGGAGUAUUUCACAGGGAUGUUUAAUAUUGGGGUGGCGCUGCAUGCGUGUGGAGUGGCCACGGACAUGGUGAUCGAGCACUGCAUCCAGACUCGUGCCGCCUUCGUGGCAUGCCCUUGCUGCUAUGGUUUCAUCCAGAACACCUCCAAGUUUAAUUUUCCAAAAAGUGAACAAUUCAAGAAAAUUUUAUCAUACAAGGAACACAUGAUUCUGUGCAGAUUUGCAGAUCAGACAGCUGUCCAGCUUCCACCCCAACGAAGGCUCAUAGGAAAGCAGUGCAUGUGCCUGGUGGAUCUGGAUCGAGCCAGAGCUGCGGAAGAGCGAGGCUACACCGUGCAAGUGAUCUCCAUGGAGCCGGAAAGCUGCUCUCCCAAGAACAACUUGAUUGUGGGCAUCCCUGUCGAGAAGGGGACAGACAUCUGAGUGCCUUCCGUCUCCAGGAUGAAAGCCGUGUGUGCUCCAGGUUCUUGGCACGAUUGGGAACCAGCAUCUGCCUUGAGCCUGCUGUGCUCAGGAAGGAAAGUGGCAGGAACAUUGUGGAAGAAAGGUUGCUUGCACAGCAUCGCAAAUGCUCUUAGUGUGUGAUUAAAGGAGGUGUUUUUCAUGGCGAAAAGCCCCUGAUGUCUCAGCUGCCACAGACUCCUCCUCACUCUGGAGGCCUCAUCACUGGAAUAACAAUUCCCUUCUCAGUUUACAGCUUUGCUUCCCUUGCCAGUGUAAGGUCCAGUUCUUGAAGCCUUUCUAAUCAUUUUAAUAUUCCAGUGGAGACCAAAAUUAGAUUCUGUGGGGUUUGUUUUUUAUAUUUUUAAUAAUUUUACUUUUCUAUGAUUUUUUAAAAAAAAAUCGAGUCAGGUAAUUACAGUACAGUUAAAUUUUUAAGCCAGGGUGAGUUGGAUUUGUAUAUCAUUUUGUAGACUCUAAUAUAUUUCCCAUAAAUUAUCAAGUAAGAUGAUCACUAGUUCAUACUUUUUAUAUGAAGACAGUAUAAAAUAAUUGCAGUCAAUUUCCCAUAUCUGGGAGCAUGAAUUUGGACAAAAGUUAUAACUAAUCUAAAGAUACAUUAAUUCAAGCCUCCAAAUAAUUGCUGAAGAUCCUUUAUUUUCAAGACCUUGGUCUACAUGCUUUUGAGGAUACAAUGAAAGGUUGCAAGAGAUACGUGUCUCUGUGGAAGUAAAUCAUGUAGGAAAAAAGGGAUUAAAGAAUUUCUUAAGUUCUUUAUCUCAUAAUGGAACUUGGUCACAGGCUUUGUUUUUCAGCUAUCAGUCAUAUUUUUUACUUAUUUUUUUGGUCAAACUUAACUUGGCAUAACUUGAAGGCGGGAGGAGUAUAGACUGUAGAAGCAUAUUUGAGUAGUUCUCCCUGCCUAUAUUCUCAUUCUGUGAGCCAGUUUUUAAAGAGGUGGCAUAUAUCUUCCUUGCAUGCUGCUCACCACCUCACUUUCCUCCUCCGGUCAUUCCAUUUGAGAGAUUUGUUUUGUUGUUGAUGAUGUGUACAACUACUGUGUGACAGGGGCCAUGAGGAGAAAGGACUUAUAAAUAACUCCUUCAUUGUUGUGAGUUAAAAUAUGGAGAUAAUUUAUAAAGGGGAUGGGAGUUUGAAGUCUUGUUUUCUCGGAUAAAAUUUAAGAAAACAGUUAACCAUGAGCCCUAUUUUUGUCCUUCAACCUGUAGACACAGAAUGCUGCUGUUUGAUCCUGGACGUCUUUUUUUUAUUGAGGUAUAACUUACAGACACUAAAAUCAUGUAUUUUUAAGCUUGAGAAGUUUUGACGCCCAUGCAAACACCAUCAGCAGAAAUCAGAUGUAGAGUAUUUCCAUACCCCAGAAAGUGCCUUUGCCUCCCUUUCUACUCAUUUCACCUUCUCCCCCUCUGAUUUCUAUUACCAUACAUCUGUUCUGCCUGUUUUUAUCUUUUGUAUAAAUGAAAUAAUUUGGUAUGUAGUCUUUUGUGUCUGACUUUUUGUGCUCAACAUAGCACUUUUGAGAAAUAGCCAGGAUGUUAUAUGUAUCAAUAGUUUCUUCUUACUUCUCACUAAUAUUCCAACACACAAAUUCAUCAAGAUGUUUUAUCCAUUCUCCUGUUGAUAUUUAUUUGGAUUGUGUCCACUUUGGGGGUACUAGGAAUAAGACCUAUGACUUCUAGUACAGUCUUUUUGUGGACAUAUGUUUUCAUUUCUCUUAUAUAAACGCGUCAUAGUAGAAUUGCUCCAUCAUCGAGUAAAGGAAUGUCGCUUGCCAAACAGUCUACCAAAAGAGUGCCAUUUUCUGUUCCCACCAGCAGUGGUGUAAAGUCCUAGAUCUUUACCCCCUCACCAGCAUUUGCUGUCGCUGCCCUUCAUAUUUUAGCUACAGUGGUGGUUGUGAGUGGUACCUCUGAUGGAUUUAGUUUCUUUCCUGUGAACCAUCAUUUUCAUGUCACUUGCUUAUCUUUAAAAUUACAUUAUUUAGGAUUUUGUAGUUGUUUAUUUAUAAGAAUUUUCUAUUCUGGUUUUGAGUCCUUUGGCAGAUAUAUUGGGUUGUCGGAAAAGUCAUGACGCAUUUUUGCUUGAAAAACAGAAAAACUUUUCUGACAACCCAAUAUGUAUAUAAGGUCUUUAACUUAUGACAGUUUGACUUACCUUUUUUUUUUUUUUUUUUUUGACUUUGCAGUGGCGCAGAAAUCAUGUACGUUCUGUAGAAGCCAUGCUUUGAAUAUUGAAUGGGGGUCAUUGCCAGGGCUAUAUAGGCAAUACAUAGGCCAGUGGCCACAGCUCCCCGCCAGCCCCCAGAUUAUGUGGGGAGCGACCAAUCCUCUAGAGUGUGUGUGUUCCCAGUGUCUUUGUAUAUCUUGCUGUGUGUUGCUGCCUCCCUUCUGGUCUACAAUACACCCAUCUUUGUCUCCUGCUUCUGGUGAGAAGAGGUGGAAGAUAUUACUAUUGAAACUCAAUCCAAGUGAAAGCUAAUGUGAGUGUUUUAAGCACAUUAGGCUGGCCGGGCUGAGCCAUGACAUGUUCCAGAGGGUCGGUGUGCUACAUGCAUAUUCAGCUGAUCGUAUUUUUGGCCCAUAGUGGUUUAUGACAUAGCCCUAUUUUAAGUCGAGCAGCACCUAUACGUGGAGAAUUUUUUUCCUAGUCUGUGACUGACUUGUUUUCAUAAUGACCAUUUUAAUUUUCAUGUAGCCUCAAUAAUCUUCUAUGGUUACUAUUUUGUGUGUACUCUAAUAAAUCUUUAUCAACCCUGAGGUUUUGAAGGUUCUUCUGGUGAUUUCUUCUAGGAGAUUUAAUGUUCCUUACUUUUUAUGUCUAAGUCUAUGAUCCAUCUCAAAUCAGUAUUCUCUUUUAGGGACAACUACGCUUUGAGGAAUGGACACUUGUUUCAGCACCAUUUGUUUGAAAACCUUUCCUCUCCCCUUUCACAUUACUGGUGGUGCAGGGGUUAAAUUCUCAGUGCUAUCAAACUAUCUCCAGCCACUGCAUCCUGAGUUUGAUUCCUGGCCAGGGAGCUGACCCACAUGGUGCAGCAGACCUCCCCUGUCUUGUCUAUUGCUCCCCUUAGCGGUGUAUUUCAGUAGAUCCUCCUGUUCUGUUCCCUACUCUGUCUCUAGUGAAUAGUCUCACCCCCCGCACCUCUGGCCUAUACUCUAGUUCUUGU
Talpa occidentalis (Iberian mole) is the source of this 5436-nucleotide messenger RNA. RefSeq names its product glutathione S-transferase C-terminal domain containing (gene GSTCD). Bases 318 to 2231 code for a protein of 637 amino acids. NCBI's taxonomy places the organism in Eukaryota, Metazoa, Chordata, Mammalia, Eulipotyphla, Talpidae. The transcript has 12 exons. The record is from RefSeq and is a predicted model, not a curated record.